Fusarium coffeatum is the source of this 1020-nucleotide messenger RNA. RefSeq lists its product as uncharacterized. Gene Ontology annotation, biological process: L-proline biosynthetic process. Gene Ontology annotation, molecular function: pyrroline-5-carboxylate reductase activity. NCBI's taxonomy places the organism in Eukaryota, Fungi, Ascomycota, Sordariomycetes, Hypocreales, Nectriaceae. Bases 1 to 1020 code for a protein of 339 amino acids. The record is from RefSeq and is a predicted model, not a curated record. The transcript has 2 exons.
AUGCCCAACUCAAUGGCUCUCACACCGUACGGCUCGAAUGGAAGUACAGACCUCACCAUGGCUGUCCUUGGCUGUGGUACCAUGGGUGUCGCCAUUCUUAGUGGAAUCUUGAAUUCUCUCGCCGAGAUGCAAGGACCCAAGCCCCUCCAGCAGUUGCCCCGAUCGGGAGCUUCAACGCCUGGUGACGAGGUGCCUGAGCGACUUCCUUCGCGCUUUGUUGCCAGUGUAGCCACUCCUGCUGGCGCUAAGCGCGUCAAGGGUGCGCUCUGGGAGCACUCUUCUGUCCUCAAGGUUGUCCAUAACGAUAACCUUGGUGCUGUCCAGCAGUCUGAGGUUGUCAUCCUGGCAUGCAAGCCCUGGAUGGUCAAGGAGAUUCUUACUGAGCCCGGUAUCUCAAAGGCCCUGCAUGGCAAGCUCCUGAUCAGUGUUUGCGCUGGUAUUACUGUCGAGGACAUUGAGAUUGCGCUUCACGGCGCUGUGCCCUGCAAGGACCCUGAGGAGGAUGGCCGAUGCCGCAUUGUUCGUGCCAUGUGCAAUACUGCUGCCGUUAUCCGCGAAUCCAUGACUGUCAUUGCUUCUCCCAACUCUCCUCUUGACCACGCCACCGAGAGCCUGGUUACAUGGAUCUUCAAGCGCAUUGGUGACGUUGUUUACCUGCCGACCCGACACAUGGACGCCUCAACAGCUCUGUGUGCUUCCGGUCCUGCUUUCUUCGCUCUCGUCCUGGAGGCUGCUAUUGACGGUGCCGUUGCCAUGGGCAUUCCUCGUCCUGAUGCACAGCGCAUGGCCACACAGUCUAUGAGGGGCACUGCUGGUCUUGUCCAGCAUGGCGAGCACCCUGCCCUUCUCCGAGAGAAGGUCUGCACAUCUGGAGGCUGCACUAUUGGUGGUGUCCUGGUCCUUGAGGAGGGUAAGGUCCGCGGCACUGUUUCAAGAGCCGUGCGUGAAGCCGCUGUUGUGGCUGGACAGAUUGGCAAGGGCGCCGAGGGUGUAAAUGGAACAAGGUUCAAUUACGAAUGA